This is a messenger RNA of Schistocerca gregaria, 547 nucleotides long. RefSeq names its product integumentary mucin C.1-like. The record is from RefSeq and is a predicted model, not a curated record. NCBI's taxonomy places the organism in Eukaryota, Metazoa, Arthropoda, Insecta, Orthoptera, Acrididae. The transcript has 2 exons. Bases 4 to 495 code for a protein of 163 amino acids.
GAAAUGAAAAGUGCACCUACAACAUAUGAGGAAGAAACAUCUGCAGAUACACUCUGUGAUGAAAAAAUUACAUCUGUGCCAACAUGUGAAGUAUCACAGUCACCAGUGGCAUCAUCAGUAACAGCAAGGGAAAAGGAAGUAACUGUAGCAGUACCAGCAGAAGUUUCACCAGCAACAGUAACCACAUCACCAGUAGCAGAAGUUUCACCAGCAACAGUAACCACAUCACCAGUAGCAGAAGUUUCACCAGCAACAGUAACCACAUCACCAGUAACAGUAGUGGAAAAGGCAGAACCAGCAGAAGUUUCACCAGCAGCAGUAACCACAUCACCAAGUACAGCGGUGGAAAAGGAAGCAACAGUAGAAGUACAGUGCAGCUUAAGGAGGAGCCAAAGGAAAAAUACAUCUGUGCCACUUAGUGAUAAUUUUUAUGGUUUCAAGCCAAAAAGAAGACAAAAAUGUGAAAAAACUGCCUGCAAACUCACAGAUAAGUAACAGUAGUAUCAUAUUCUUAAACAUUCAGGGUCUUGAAAGUAAAGUUGAAAUA